UCAACCGGCGCAUGCGUACAAGUGGACACUCUGCCGGGGCGGGGAGAUGGGCGCGGCAGUUCGGGCCUCUGUGACUGGCUGACGGCGGCCACGCGUCGGAGCCCGGGGGCAGCUCUCACCCGGUUAACCGCUCCUGUGGCUGUGGCAGGCCCGCACUUGACAGGCAAGCGAGGCAGGGUCCUCCAGAGCCGCAUUCUCCUCCUGCCCAGACCCAUGCCAAAAUGGCCACUGUGCCCCUUGGCUUCAACAUUGACGCCCCGCGCUGGGACCAGAGCACUUUUGUGGGGCGCCUGAAGCAUUUCCUCAACAUCACCGACCCACGGACAGUGCUGGUGCCGGAGGAGGAGCUGGACCGUGCCAAGGCCCUGGUGGAAGGCUGCAGGGCCGGGCUGGUGCCACCGGGAAGCAGCCAGGAGCAGCUGUUCUAUGCCAAGAAGCUGUAUGACUCGGCCUUCCACCCUGACAGCGGUGAAAAGAUGAACCUCAUUGGGAGGAUGUCCUUCCAGGUGCCGGGGGGUAUGGCUAUCACCGGCUGCAUGCUCCAGUUCUACCGGACGGUGCCCGCUGUGGUUUUCUGGCAGUGGGUGAACCAGUCCUUCAAUGCCAUUGUCAACUACACCAACCGCAAUGCCGCCUCCCCCAUCUCACUGAGGCAAAUUGGGGUGGCUUACGUCACGGCCACCGGUACAGCCCUGGCCACCGCGGUGGGACUCAACCUCUACACCAAGCGAGCACCCCCUUUGCUGGCCCGCUGGGUCCCCUUCGCGGCUGUGGCUGCUGCCAACUGUGUCAAUAUCCCCAUGAUGCGGCAACAGGAGAUCAUCAAUGGGGUGACAGUGACGGAUGGGGACAACAACGAGCUUGGCCACUCCAGGUUAUCUUGCCCAUCAUCAUGGAGCGGUUGGAGAAAUUCUCCUUCAUGCAGCGGAUCCGGGUUCUCCACGGGCCUCUGCAGGUGCUGCUAUGUGGGGGCUUCCUCCUGUUCAUGGUGCCGGCAGCCUGCGCCCUGUUCCCACAGAGAUGCUUCCUUGCACUGGCUGACCUCGAGCCGGAGCUGCGUGACAGCAUCGUGGCCAAGCACGGGGACAAAGUACCUUAUGUCUAUUUUAACAAAGGACUGUGAACGGAGACUACCUCAGGAGCCAUUGCAUGCCUCCAGCCCCCUGCGACCACCAGCCCUGCGUCCCCUGAGCAGGGCUCAGAGGCACAGUCCAGCCAGAUCUGCCCCCCAGCCCAACAGCAUCUCUGCCGCCUCCUUCCCCCAGAGAGACAGGAUCUGGCUCUGCAUGCCCGGCUUGCAGCAUUUUGGCUCAUCCUGAGCCUCCCUCCAUCUGCUGCUGGCUGUGUCCCUGCCUCCCUAUGUCCCUCUUGCCCUGGGUGAUGGCUGCACUUCCCAUGCCUUCCUCCUGCCCUGCACAGGAGGAUCUGCCCAGCCUAUCUGAGCCUGGUGUGGUCACUGGGCUCAGCCCUGUGAGGCAUCAGGCUCUCUCCCUCAGGGCUCAGGGCACAGUCCUACCUCCAAAAGCAGGUGCCCUACCAUUGUACCAGGAACUAAACCACAUUGCUGCCUUAAACUGCCACAGUGGCCUCUUACCAAAAGCUGGAUCAUUCCUUGGCAGACAGCAAGGGACCUGUCCCCUCUGCACAAGGAGCAUCCCAAAGUCCAGGGACCAAUGCUUGGACCAUGCCUUCCUUGCUUUCAGGUUCAAGUUUUAUUCACUUUGUGAUUGCCACAAUCCUGGAGAGAAAUAGCUAAUUGUUUUUAAGCUCUAAUUUUUGCAAUCUACCCAUUCCUCUGAGCAUGAGAGCAAGCCAACACCCUUGUCCUGCAUCUCACUGUCCCCAUAGCAGAACCAAGGACCUUGGGGGACAGUCAGCUCUGAGCCCCCUUGGACAGGGGCAAGGAGACACAGGAGUCAAAGCUGUCGGGGUGUUAACUCAGGCUCUGAACAGCAACACUGCAAAUGACAGAGAGGAGGGUUGAAAAAUAAAAUGUGAUUUUUAAAUAACAA
Messenger RNA from Phalacrocorax carbo (great cormorant), 2012 nucleotides. Lineage: Eukaryota; Metazoa; Chordata; Aves; Suliformes; Phalacrocoracidae. The record is from RefSeq and is a predicted model, not a curated record.